AUGAGAGGUUACGCUUUUGUCACGUUUGAAAAUUCCGAAGACACUGCCAAGGCGGUUGAAACCAUGAACGGUACCGAGUUCGAUGGCCAGACUCUCCAGGUCGAGUUUGCCAAGGAAAGAAAGGAAGAUACUCGUGGUCAAUUCAGAGUCAAGGUCACCAACCUUCCAGAUGGUACCGCAUGGCAAGACUUUAAGGAUUUUGUUCGUGACAAAACCGAGCUGACUCCUACAUUCGCCAAGGUCUUCCGUGACUACGAGAGUGGUGAGGUCAUUGGAGCUUUGGAGUUUGGUUCCAGAGAGGAAUUAGACAAGGCAGUACCCUUGUUGGACAAGGCUGAAUUCCAAGACGUCGUUUUGGUGGCCGAAGAAGACAUUUCUCCAUUUGUGCCGCCUCCUAGAAGAGGAGGCUUCCGUGGUGGCCGUGGAGGAGGCUUCAGAGGAGACUUUAGAGGUGGCCGUGGCCGUGGAGGAUUCAGAGGUGACUCCAGAGGUGGUUUCCGUGGAGGCCGCGGUGGUUACAGAGACGACUUUAGAGGUGGAUUCCGUGGUGGCCGUGGAGGCUAUAGAGACGAUUUCAGAGGCGGUUCCCGUGGAGGCCGCGGUGGAUUCAGAGGAGGCCGUGGUGGAGAAUACGACUCUUACCCCCCUCGUGAUGGUGGAGAUGGUGGAUAUCCCGCUCAAGAGAGCUAUGGCAGAGAGGGCCGCGACGACGGCUACGAUUCGUACACCCGUGACAGAUCUCCUACCAGAUAUUGA
Messenger RNA from Meyerozyma guilliermondii ATCC 6260, 756 nucleotides. It is a transcript of the gene NPL3, whose product is annotated as mRNA-binding protein. Gene Ontology annotation, cellular component: cytosol. The transcript has a single exon. The record is from RefSeq and is a predicted model, not a curated record. NCBI's taxonomy places the organism in Eukaryota, Fungi, Ascomycota, Pichiomycetes, Serinales, Debaryomycetaceae. Bases 1 to 756 code for a protein of 251 amino acids. Gene Ontology annotation, molecular function: mRNA binding.